AUGCCAUACCAGAGAGGAAUAACAGACGCAACCCGCCGCGGCCGUCGCCAUGACGGAUGGAUGGUGACCAGGUCUUUUCGAUUCCAAGGCAAGUGGCCUGUUCAGGAGGGAUUCCUUCAACUGGCCUCCCUGGCAUGCCUGGUGCUCUGCUCUGCCUGGCCAUCGCGGGCCGCUCCCGUCAUGACCCUGGUCGGAUCCUCGACCCAGGUCAGCGUACACGCCAUGACCGACACCACCCACGCGCCGUCCACCACGGAUGCCUCUAGCACUGAAAAGGCUGAACCGCGAAGCGACGACUCGGCCACAGUGGUCGCCGUGUCGGAGCAGGCUUCCAAAUCCACUGAAACCUCCACUACGUCUUCAUCGACGACGACGUCAUCGGAAGUGACGUCAGUUCCCGCCGCGGAGGCACAGCAAGCCGACGAGAAAGAGGUGGUUCAAGUGACCGCUUCCUCUUUGCCGAGCUCCACACCUGCUCAGGUUCAAGCCGACCAGCCUAGUCCCGUGGCGGAAGAAGCCAAGUCGGAUGAGAAGCCGCAAACCGAAGAGCCUGCCAAGGAAGCAGACGCCGUCAAAGAGAAGGUGGAAGGACGUACGGAGCAGACGGAGAAGCCGGCUGUUGAAGCCGUUCCAGAGCCAGCCAAGGAAGCUGUGGAGAAAAAGCCCGAAGAGGCUGUUGCGGUAGAGGGACAGGAGAAAGCCACCGAGCCCGCCCCAGAGUCCAAGCAGCCAGAGGCCAGUGACGCUGUCCACGAGGAACCCGCCGCCGUCGAGACCAAGACAGGCGAACCUGAGUCUUCCCCAGCCACCACUCAAGCCACCCACGUGUCUCCAGAUGCCCCAGCGUCCCACGAGCCCACUCCUGUCGAAGGUCAUGCAGCGAUGGAAGCCCACGCUGAAGUACCCGCUGCUGCUGUCGAGCAUUCCGAAGCCUCCACGGUAACCCAGUCCACCGAAGAGGUCUCGGCCCCUAAAGUCGAUGUCGUCGCCGCCGCUGAGGAAAAGGACAGGGACGAGCCGGUCCAGUCUGAAUCCGACCUCAGCGAGCGUACUGUCGCCCCUCCCGCCGAAACGGAACGCACAGAGGCCGUCGAGAAGCCCGCCGAGACCAUGGAAGCCGAAAAGGUCACAACAGAAACUGCAAGUCAUCAUACCACUUCCGGGGGUGCAACAUUGGUUGACCACGUGACCUCUACAGCUGCGCCGGAAGUCAAGGCUUCAACGGAUGUGUCUGCUGUUGCUUCCAGUGGCACCGAAUCCGCAGAGGCUCUCCCCAAGGCUGCCCUCGACGUAGAAAAGGCAGCUGAAGAAGUGCUGUCGUCGACCCACAAAGCUGAAGAGGUGUCCACGUCGACCCAGGCUGCAGUGUCUUCUAGUGCUUCAGAGGACACGUCCAGCGCGAGUCCUGCUGUACAUCUCCAAGGCACCCAAAUAGCCGCUGCAUUCUCCAUGCACCUCAUAGAAAGGGCCAACACAAUCUCGGUUCGCACGGACUUGAAAGAAUUGGCCGAAUCUCCUGAGAAGUUCACGGUGGUCACCAUCGAGGAACAAAACAUUCCCGUCCAGGUCUUCAGAACUUAUGGCGCUACCUGCAGCCAUGGUGUUCUCUACAAUAUAUACCCUGUCCAAGAGGACCCUCAAGACGACACACUCAAUAAAGAGAUUGAGUGCGACAAGAUCGACGUCGUUGCGGCUCGUCGGCUGGGAAAUCAUACUGCAAUCCUCCCCUUUGACAGCGAGAAACUUCCAACAUCCGUGUCCAAGCCCAAAACGGUUGCAUACAGCAACUGCCAUCGCAACGGCCACAAGGAUGACAUCUGCCCUAAUGGUGCUAUCAACAAAGUGAAGCAAGGCACAACGCCGUCAGCGCCAUCCAACACGACGGCCGAAAUUCAAGAACUCAUCAUGUUCAACUUCCUGAAUGCCAAGCUGGACAGGGUAAACGCAGCCUUCAAGACACAGCAAGAAGAAAACAAGAAACACCAGUCGAUCCUGACUAAAGCCAGAUCAAUAUUCAGCCUGCCACUACAAUAA
Ixodes scapularis (black-legged tick) is the source of this 2034-nucleotide messenger RNA. RefSeq lists its product as uncharacterized. The transcript has 6 exons. NCBI's taxonomy places the organism in Eukaryota, Metazoa, Arthropoda, Arachnida, Ixodida, Ixodidae. The record is from RefSeq and is a predicted model, not a curated record. The coding region runs from base 1 to 2034 and encodes 677 amino acids.